This is a messenger RNA of Yarrowia lipolytica CLIB122, 654 nucleotides long. RefSeq lists its product as uncharacterized. NCBI's taxonomy places the organism in Eukaryota, Fungi, Ascomycota, Dipodascomycetes, Dipodascales. The record is from RefSeq and is a predicted model, not a curated record.
AUGAACACAAUCACGGUAGCUAGCGACGAGUAUCGUGAGUAUGCCUCCAUCACCACGAGACAUCCUUACAACCUUAUCCUGAACCUAAUCCUACGCUAUCUGACCCCUAACCCCAAUCCAUGCUAUUACUUAUACAACCAGCCUCGACCGACAUACAACGCCUCGCCUCUACAAAUCACACAAAUCACAAUGCCCGUGCUCAAAGUCGUCGCCAAGAUCUCCGACCAAUUCCCUUGUCUCACCGACGUGCUCUACGUCCAGAACAUCACCGGAACCAUCUCUUCCCAGGACCCCAAGUACCCCUUUGAGGCCGUCAUCACCUCUGGUCACGACGUGAUUCGAACCACAAAGUCCGGUCAGACCGCCAUUUUGGACGCCGUUCUGGUCGGCCACCUCAAGGACUCCGACAAGAAGUUCCUGAUGAAGUACUCCGGUCACCUGAACUUUUCUCCCGAGCUAGUUGAGGUUCUUACGGGCAAGAAGACUGAGCAUGGUCCCCCCGGUAACGUCAAGUCUUUCGGCACCAUUGAGCUUGACGAGGAGGCCAAGGACGAUAAGGAGAGCUGGGUCGUUGGACAGACCAUGGUCGGAAACGGCCGAUUUUUCCGAGACGGAGAGGAUCUCUUCGUGGAGUAUCUUACCGAGUUCAUGUAA